Ziziphus jujuba (common jujube) is the source of this 2332-nucleotide messenger RNA. RefSeq names its product protein NRT1/ PTR FAMILY 6.4. The transcript has 5 exons. Gene Ontology annotation, biological process: response to nitrate; transmembrane transport. Gene Ontology annotation, molecular function: nitrate transmembrane transporter activity. The record is from RefSeq and is a predicted model, not a curated record. Gene Ontology annotation, cellular component: membrane. Lineage: Eukaryota; Viridiplantae; Streptophyta; Magnoliopsida; Rosales; Rhamnaceae. The coding region runs from base 304 to 2085 and encodes 593 amino acids.
AAAGAAAAGUUUUAAAAGCAAGUUGUCAUUCUCAAUAAUUGGUUUUGUUGUGGAUACAAACCAUCAAAACCAAAGGCUUUGAUUUUUGUAUUUCCAAAAAUGUCUCACUUGAAGUUGUAGUACAUAUUGAAACCAUUCUUGACCACUAGAAAUUGUGGAUGCCAUGGCCUUCCCUUUAUAUUGCUCUUCUCAUUUUCCAACCCAACUCAUCUUUGUGGCCUUCACAAAUAUUGCUGAGCCGUUGUAAGCCAUAGAGCCAGCAACAACCUUUUAGUAGAUUUCUCUUCCUCUCUAGCUCCAAACAUGGUUUUGGCUGCAUCAAAUGAUGGAAAAAGUAGUGAAAAUGAUGGAGUUGUGGUUGAUUUUCAUGGAAACUCUCCGGAUAAGUCCAAGACUGGUGGAUGGCUUGCUGCAGGGCUCAUUUUAGGAAUAGAACUCUCGGAGAGGAUAUGCGUGAUGGGAAUAUCAAUGAAUCUGGUGACUUACUUGGUUCAAAUUUUGCAUAUUCCAUCAGCAAAAUCUGCAACAAUAGUGACCAACUUCAUGGGCACUCUCAAUCUUCUAGGCCUGCUUGGAGGUUUCUUAGCAGAUGCUAAACUAGGGAGGUACCUAACUGUUUCCAUCUUUGCAGCAAUAACUACUCUAGGUGUUACUUUGCUAACAUUGGCUACAACCAUCCCUUCCAUGAGGCCCCCUAAAUGUGACAACUACAGAAAUCAACAUCAUCAAUGCAUUGAAGCAAACGGCAACCAACUUGCCCUUCUCUAUGCAGCUUUAUACACCAUAGCGCUUGGUGGAGGUGGGAUCAAAUCUAAUGUCUCUGGUUUCGGGUCUGAUCAGUUUGAUGACUCGGACCCGAAGGAGGAAAAGGCCAUGAUCUUCUUCUUCAACAGGUUCUAUUUUGGUAUAAGCGUUGGGUCAUUGUUUGCUGUGGUUGUGCUGGUUUAUAUACAAGAUAAUGUGGGCAGAGGAUGGGGUUAUGGUAUAUCGGCUGGAACGAUGAUUAUUGCACUUCUUGUGCUGCUCAGCGGGACAACGCUUUAUAGAUUCAGGAAACCACAAGGAAGCCCUUUGACAGUGAUAUGGAGGGUGAUACUGUUGGCUUGGAAGAAGAGAAAUCAGCCUUAUCCUUCUCAUCCUAGCCUUUUGAAUGACUACCAUGACGCCAAGGUCCCCCACACACAGGGAUUCAAGUGUCUUGACAAAGCUGCAAUUAUAGAUGAUCAAGCUGGUAUUGGUGUAAACAAAAACAAUCCUUGGAUAGUAUCAACUGUGACCCAAGUGGAAGAAGUAAAAAUGGUACUUAAGCUUAUCCCCAUAUGGUCCACUUGUAUCCUCUUUUGGACCGUCUACUCCCAAAUGACUACUUUUACAGUUGAGCAAGCCACUUUCAUGAAUAGGAAGGUUGGGUCCCUUGUUGUCCCCUCUGGCUCUUUCUCUACUUUUUUGUUCAUCACCAUUCUCCUCUUUACUUCCCUAAAUGAGAAACUCGUUGUCCCUCUUGCUCGAAAAAUCACCCGCAACGCCCAAGGACUCACAAGCCUCCAGAGAGUUGGAAUUGGACUUAUUUUCUCGGCGGUUGCUAUGGUGGCUGCUGCAGCAAUUGAAAGAAAAAGAAGGGAGUUUGCCGUUCAACGAAAUGGCAUGAUAUCAGCUUUCUGGCUAGUCCCUCAGUUCUUUAUUGUUGGAGCUGGGGAAGCUUUUGUAUAUGUUGGACAACUUGAAUUUUUCAUCCGAGAAGGACCAGAGAGGAUGAAGUCUAUGAGUACAGGGCUUUUCCUUAGCACAAUAUCUAUGGGGUUCUUCGUAAGCAGUUUGUUGGUGUCUCUUGUCGAUAAAGUGACCAAGAAAAGAUGGCUCAGGAGCAAUUUGAACAAAGGGAAGUUGGAAAAUUUUUAUUGGCUGCUCGCUGUGUUAGGAUUUGUGAACUUCUUGAUUUUUCUUGUCUUCGCAAUUGGUCACCAGUACAAAACCAAACACAAUAUAAGCCUUGAUGGCAGUGAAAAGGAACUUAAGAGUAAAAAUGAGUUAGCGGUAGAAAAGAUAGAAGAGAAAAUAAGCAUUGAAGCAGUGGAGGGGCCCUAGUAUGCUUAAUUUAAUAAAUCCUAAUAGUUUAUAUAUAUAUAUAUAUACAGAGAGAGAGACAGAGAGAGAGAGAGAGAGAGAGAGAGAGACAGAGACAGAGACAGUGACAGAGACAGAGAUUACGACCCCGGUGUUCAUUUGUCGCUUUGUAUUUGUUCAUUCUUUUCUUUUGUCUGUUUGAUUAGAUGAGUUAUUAUUUAAGCUGCAAUGCAAUAAUGGAAUAUCCAAAAAGUAUUUUACUACAAAA